Molecule: messenger RNA, 1434 nt
Organism: Cuscuta europaea
Lineage: Eukaryota; Viridiplantae; Streptophyta; Magnoliopsida; Solanales; Convolvulaceae
Source: the annotation of a GenBank genome assembly
CCACGGCCCAAAUAAUUGAGAUUUUGAGAAGAAAGCAGCAAAAACUAGGCAGCUAGCUAUCAUACGUCUGUUCGUUCAGCUUCGUGGCUUUCGAUCCAAUCAUCCAAAUUUGAAGCGCGCCUCAGGACUGACUGAAUUAGAAUUUCUUUUGGAACUGCCAAGGACUUAAUUUAAAGGAAGACCAAAUUGUAUACUCCUUACGAUUCAGACGUAUCAGCUUCCUUUAAUAACCCUGGCUUCUUCCUCCCGAUAUUUCAUAGCUUCUCCGAGUCAUGAUAUAUCUUCCGCCCUCUUCAGCCUCUAAGCAAACUGGUGGCCUUCACCAACAGCACCAAACAAACUGGCGAGCUUCGCCGACUGGAGCUUAGCAGCAAAGAAAGCUCUCAUCCCCUUCACCUCGAUCAAAAAUGCUGGCAAGACAGUGUAGAGCUUCUACUCAUUGGAUUAGGAUUUACUCGGGGAGGAACAUGGAAAUGGGGAGUUUUCUUGGUCCCCUACAGAGUCCAGGGUAUUCCAAGGUUGCUGCAGCUGAGCCUGCCGCAGCCGAUUCCAACCCGAAAAGCUUUGGCAGUAAAUAUGAGCAGGCGAGUGUAAAUAAGAUGUUUUGGGCUAAACCAUCGUCAUUAGAACUGCCCCCUGACUCAUCACAAAGGAUAAUAGAGCCACAGUAUGAGGGUAUCAAGCGUUUCAUCCUCAAAUUGAUGAUGUUUUACAGUAAACAGAGCACAUCCAUUCGAGGGGCAAAUGUUAUUUAUCGCCGCAUUACUCGUCAGGUUGAUGGACCUGCUCUAUAUGAUGUAUUUAGCUUGGAGAAAACAUUUAAAACAACAUUCUCUGUGCUUGUUCUCCAUAUGUGGCUAUGCUUGAGACGAUUGAAAGAAGAUGGAAAGGAUGGGUCUGAGCUGGGGCAGUAUUUGUAUGAGAUAUACAAUCAUGAUCUUGAAAUAAGAGUUUCAAAGGCUGGGGUCAACUUACUCUUGAGUAAAUGGAUGAAGGAAUUGGAGAAGAUAUUUUAUGGAAACAUUGUAGCUUAUGACGCUGCCAUUCUUCCUGAAGCCAAGCAGGAUGAGUUGCAAAAUGUAAUUUGGAGGAAUGUAUACUCUGAUGACGGCACAUUAACACCCGAUGGUCCUGCCUUGCUUCCUGUCCAGGCUAUGUCACGGUAUGUUCGCAGGGAGACCAUGUGUCUUUCAUUGACAGAUAAAGCUGCUUUGUUUUCGGGGAACUUCAUGUUCACCUCAUUGGAUGGAAAACCCACCGGUUCUAUGGGGAAAUAGCAUUCAAAAUAAGACCCACAUCUGAUUCCAGGAUGCAUCUUUGCAAUUCAUAAUGCAUUUUAUGUUCCAGUUGACUACCUAUGAGAAGCAACUUGCUGAAUACUUGGGCAAGAAAUUAAGGCGGCUACCUUUAUGCUGUCGUGAAAAGACAUUCAAC